Besnoitia besnoiti is the source of this 2430-nucleotide messenger RNA. Its product is annotated as AMP-binding enzyme domain-containing protein. Gene Ontology annotation, cellular component: endoplasmic reticulum; membrane. The transcript has 4 exons. Gene Ontology annotation, molecular function: long-chain fatty acid-CoA ligase activity. The record is from RefSeq and is a predicted model, not a curated record. Bases 1 to 2430 code for a protein of 809 amino acids. Lineage: Eukaryota; Apicomplexa; Conoidasida; Eucoccidiorida; Sarcocystidae.
AUGAUGCGUCUUGUGUGGUGCGUGUGUGGAUCGCCCGCAGGCCCGGGGGAGAGCGCGGUAUGGCGGUCAGCGGGAUUCGACGCCUACACCUCGUUUCCGGUGCCGUCGUCUCGAGGCGUCUUCUCCAGUUUGCUGGACGACUCCUUGCUCGUUCCCUCUUUCCCAGACACGCGCGUGUUGGACCCGCCGACGGAGAGCGGCUGGUGGGAGAGUCCUUACGGCAUUUUUCUCGUGGGUUUGGUCGCCAACGCGGGGCCUGAGAAGCCGUGCAUGGGCGAGCGGACGAGCGCGGAGGUCGCCGACGGCUUCACCUACCUGUCCUACGCUGAAGUCGACGCAACAGUCCGGCUCCUGGGCUCGGGCUUCGCCGCGCUCCUCCGCGACGGCGACAUCAAACUCGAGACGUUCCCCGAUGAAGAGCGAAACGGCGGGAAAUUCGCUAACGUCGGCAUUCUGCUCCAGUCUCGGAAAGAGUGGAUCUUCACCGACCUGGCCAUCUCCGCGUACCCGCCUCUCGCGUCCGUCACGCUCCACUACACUUUCCCAGCUGAACACGUCAAAAGUAUCGGUGAACAAUCAAUGCUGUCGUGCAUGGUCACGGACGUGGACAAGUUGCAGUUGCUGAAGGACUUGAAGCCGUCGCUGCCGGAGCUGAAGACCAUUGUCGUCCUUUCGGCCAAGUCGCCUCUGGAUCCGCCCGAAGUCCUCGAUUUGACAGAGUGGAAAAAGCAGUUUGAGGAGCUCGGGACGCGCGUGCUAUCGUUCGAGGAAGUGAUGAACCUGGGCAGGGAGCGCCCAAUUCGGCCCAUCGUCAAGCAAGAUCCAGAGAGGGUGUUUUCGAUUGUCUACACCUCAGGGACGACAGGGAACCCGAAAGGAGUGAUGCUGACGAAUAAGAACUGGGUCGCGGUUAUUCGUUCGCUGCACAUUCAGAAUCCGAAGACGCUUGGCAUCACGCCGGAUUUCGUGCACAUUUGCUAUCUGCCUCUCUCGCACGUGCUUGAGCGCGUCAUCGAGUACGCGGCGCUGGUGCAUGGCGUGCGCAUCGCAUACUUUUCGAGGAAGCGUGACAUCAUUCCGGAUGACUGGCGCGCGUCGCAGCCCUCCCUGGUGCUUAUGGUGCCGAAGCUCGCGACGACGCUUUUGGAGAAGAUCGAGUCGCGCCUGAGCGCGCAGCCGCUGCUGAAGCGCCUGCUGGUCGGCUUCGCGGUCACCCGCAAGAUGCGCGCGGCGCUCAAGGGCUCGCAGCCGAACUUCUGGUACGACGGGAUGCUGGGCGGCUCACGGAUCUUGAGGGAGCGAAUCUUCGGGUCGCCCGACAGCAUGAAGUUCGCUGCGUGCGGCGGUGGCAAGCUCGAUCCGGUUGUGCAGGAGAAGCUAGAGAAAUACCUCGGGUUCAACAUCAUUCAGGGCUGGGGCAUGACGGAGACCGCGGGCGCGGGCAGCUGGCAAGCGUACCGCGGCGACGACUCCUAUGACAGCGUCGGCGGCCCGACGGCUUGUCUGGAGGUCAAAGUCCGGUCCUGGGAGAGCUACGACGCGACGAAAGCGAAGCCACAGGGCGAGCUGCUGGUGCGCGGCGACAACGUCUUUCCAGGAUACUUUCGGCAGAAAGAGCUCACUGCGGAGUGCUUUCACUACGACGAGGCGGACGAGGACGCGGGCGCGGGCGCGGGCGCCGCCUCGCAGGGCAAGAAGCAGCCGUGGCUGCUCACUGGAGACGUGGUAGAGAUCCAGCCGAACGGCAGCCUGAAGAUCGUCGACCGCAAGAAGAGCUUGAUCAAGCUCGCGCAGGGCGAGUACGUGCAGACGGAGAAGCUGGAAGGCAUCUACUGCGGCAGCGCAUUUGUGGAGAACAUUCUCGUACACGGCUACGACUCGCAGUCGUACCCCGUCGCGGUCGUCGUCCCCGACCGGCGCCAAGUGGUCAGGUGGGCGCGCAGCCGCUACGGAAAGAGUGGCACGCCGGACACUGCGUCGGGCGGCGAAACGGCGCCUGGGAGCGACUACGCCCGAGAGAAGCCGCAGAUGCGCGAGGGCGAAGACCAUCAGGACGUCGCGCAUCACGAACCGAGCGACAGUGACGAUGCCGUCUUCGAGGCCGCUGUGAAAGACAUGGCCCUGAAGAAGGAAAUCCUUGCAGACUUUGACAGGAUCGCGUCGGAAAACGAGCUGCUCGGGUUCGAGAAAAUCAAAAACGUGUUCCUCACCACAGACGUCUGGACGCCGGAGAACGGCAUGCUCACUCCCACGUUCAAAACGAAACGCCCUCUCCUAGUGCGCAAGUACACAAAAGACAUGGAUGAUCUGUACAGGCAACUGGCAAACAAGCAGUUCACUGAUGACGUCGAUGCCACAGUGGCGCUGCGAACCGUCCCGUGGUGGCGGCGAAUCACGAUGCUGCACUGGCUCCGCUCCUGGUGGGCGUAG